AGUUUGGCUGCUGUUGGUGUUGGUACCGUUGGGUUGGUGUGUGUCGAUCUUUACCGAGGGAUAGCCAGCCAGCCUCAUCCUGUCGGUUUAUAUGUUGGCCUACAAACCUCUGCAAGCUGGAGAGCAAACACGGGCAGCUCGAUGUUCAGUAUAAGGCGGCGACGCCGCAGAAGAAGAUGAAGAAGCGGAAGGAGCUGAACGCCCUUAUCGGUCUCACCGGCGAUGGCAAGAAGAAGAAGUCGAAGAAAGGCUCCGGGCACCAGCUGCUGCUGCGGACCGAGGCCACGGCCUCCGACUCCGAAUCCACCUCCGAGUUUGACGAGUUCGCGCAGCCAGCUUCCGGCUCCCUGUUUACAAAGGGAGGCUACGUAAGAUGUUGCAAAAUUUGUUAUCCACUAUGUGCAUUUGUUAUGCUUGCUGCUUGCGUAGUGGCAUGUGUUGGUUUGGUCUGGAUGCAAGUUGCCCUCAAAGAAGAUCUGGAUGCACUGAAGGAAAAGUUCAGAACUUUGGAAUCUAGUCAAAAGACUUCGUUUAGUGACAUUCCAAAGCUAAAUGAAGACCUCCUUGCAGUCCAAAAAGAUCUUGCCAACUUAGACGCUGGAGACAGAGGGAUUAGCAAAAUAUGGACCAACAUCACAGAGCUGAAUAAGCAAAUUAGCCAACUGAAUUUAGCUGUUGCCCAUCUCAAAGCCAAUGUUAAAUCAGCAUCUGACUUGAUCAACCUUCCAGUCACUGUGGAACAACUCCAGAAGAGUGUCGCAACAAUUGGAAGCACUCUAACCAGUGUCCAACAUGAUGUUGAUACAAUACAGACUGCUUUUGAGGAUCAAAAGAAGGUAGUGGAGACUCUUCAGCAAAAUAAGGAUAUCUUGGACCUGCAUGAUGAAGUAGAUGAGGUGAAUGCCACCCUCCUAUUUUACCAUGCACACAAUGAUGAAAAGCUGCAUCACAUAGAUUUUGAAGUUGGUAAUCUCAGCCAGAGAGUUACGCUACUGGAAAAAAAAUUACUAAUUACUAGUAAUGUGACUAAAAUCGAGAAUGUAAAUGGCACCGUAGUGGCUCAGAUGAAUAACUCUCAAGAGAUAGUGGAUUCAGAUCACCAGAUUACUGUCAAAGUACAGAAACCUUCAGGAUUAAACAAUCAUAGCAGUCAAGUGUCAAACCUUAGGGAGAGGUUGAAGGUUAUGGUGAAUGCCUUGACUAGCAAACCAGAAAAUGUAGGUGAUACAAAUGCAAUCAGUGGUCAAGGUAAUACAAGUUCAGUUACCACAAUGAAACCUGUAUUGUCUUCCACACUUCCAGUAAAAGCAGGACCUAAAAAAAACAGUAAAAGGAAUGUCAAAUUAAAACAUCUUUCUUCACCUGGAAUUAGCAAUUUGAAAGCUCUACAAGAUCUCUUCCUUAAAUCUAACGAUAGCCAACUCUCUUAUCAAGAUCUCUACAAUUUAUUUGGGAUCCAAACCCCUAAACCUGAAGAACUUCAGCAGUUUGAUUCGAAUAAAGAUGGAAGAUUUUCUCAAACAGAACUCAUGAAUGCAUUUACUCCAUAAGGGGACAAGGGUCGGAGAAUAUCAAAUCUAUUUGGACCGAUGGAGUUUUUUAAAAACUGAAGUACUGACUUCUAAUUGCUACAAUUGCACCUUUUAAACAGUAUUUCACUAUUGUGCAAAAUUUCCUUGUAUCCCAAUAGAAUAGAAAUUCCUAACAUGUUAGCUUUGGGCUUUCCCCACUUUUUUUAUGAAUCAUUCUACAAUAUCCUACUUGAGUAAGUAAUGAAACAUCAAAGUGAAGUAGCUAAUCAAACUCAUUGGAGGUUCACAAACUAGUACAAUACAGGUUUUCAUUAAUUUGAUCAAGACAAAAGUGAAUUUGUUGUUGUGCUUUGAGCCUUUACUUGGUGCUGAAGGAAGGAGGUGAAAAAGAUUUCCUUUGUGAUCUCAAAUUUCAUGUAUAUGGUAAUCACCUCUGUCCCAUCAACACAUUAAUCUAGAAGUUUCAGAAACUUUCAAUAUUCUCAGUGGAGGAUGCAAAACCAUUUUAAUCACCCUUGACAAACGUUUAGUGUGUACAUCUGACUAGUUGAAGGCAAAAUGUUGGAGAGAUUUAUGACUACUGUUAUUUUAGGAUUGCCCUUUGCUAAACUCUUGCAGGACAUGAUCAGCUCUGAAUUUGUGAGGUUCAACAACUUGGGUACUGUAUAUAUAAUGCAGUAAAUAGAGCCACUUUUGUGCAGGUAAAUAAGACUGCUUUCAUGUUGCUUCUGUGCUGUGUUCAUGCUAGUGGAGAAAGUGAAGUCUGCAGAUGCUGGAGAUCAGAGCUGAAAAUGUGUUGCUGGAAAAGCGCAGCAGGUCA
Molecule: messenger RNA, 2352 nt
Organism: Chiloscyllium plagiosum (whitespotted bambooshark)
Lineage: Eukaryota; Metazoa; Chordata; Chondrichthyes; Orectolobiformes; Hemiscylliidae
Gene: efcab14
Product: EF-hand calcium binding domain 14
Source: RefSeq, a predicted model, not a curated record